GCACCGCGUAAAAGUCUGACCACAUCUUUACCUCUCGUUGUUUGUAAGGAAAUAAAAAGGCGCGCUUCUGCUCGACCUUCCUCCUCACUCUCGUCAUCCUCUCUUCCUUCCCAUAUAGAUUAUUUCUACUCCAUCAUUGCACCAACUUCCAAUCCGGCAGUCCAGCCUUUCAUGUCGGAAUGGGCUCCAAAACACCCGAUGACCAGAUUCCUGGAGGUAAUGGCGGUCCACUCUCAGCCAGCCCUUCCUCCGCCGGCGGAGAACCUCGCGGCGCACACCUCUCCCGCGAUGGUGAUGCCAGUCUUGGAGACCAGGGCGAUGACGAUGACGACGAAGAAGACGAUGAUGACGUUGGCUCCAGACCCUUGAAGACUGAUGCCGGCCCAAAAAAGAGGAAAAAGAAGCCAAAGAAGAAGAAGAAGAAGUCUGCUGCCGUUACAAAGCAGCAGUCAUCGCCCCCGAGGGUGCCGCUGACUGACAUCUUCCCUUCCGGGGAGUACCCAGCCGGCGAGCAUCUCGCCUACGACAAGGCCCCUCCCGCGACCGUGAACACGUCCCGCACGACGGCCGCGGAGCUACGCUACCUGAACCGCCGACACCUCGAAGACCCGGAGCUACUCAACGACUACCGCAAGGCCGCUGAGGUGCACCGCCAGGUCCGUCACUGGGUCCAGGAGACGGUAAAGCCUGGUUGGACGCUCCUCGAUAUCGCGACUGGCAUCGAGGACGGCGUACGCUCGCUGCUGGCGAACCAGGGAAUCGAGCCCGGCGACAAUCUACGGUCUGGCAUGGGGUUCCCCACGGGGCUGUGCCUCAACAAUGAGACGGCGCACUACACGCCGAACCCCGGACAGAAGGAUGUCGUGCUGCAGUACGGAGACGUCAUGAAGGUUGAUUACGGCGUGCAGGUCAACGGGUGGAUCGUCGACAGCGCAUUCACCAUGAGCUUCGACCCGACGUACGACAACCUCUUGGCCGCGGCUAGAGAUGCGACGAACUCGGGUAUCAAGGCUGCUGGGAUCGACGUCCGCAUCUGCGACGUCAGCGCCGAGAUCCAGGAGGCGAUGGAGAGCUACGAGGUCGAGAUCCGCGGCAAGACAUACCCCGUCCGGGCGGUGCGCAAUAUCUGCGCCCACGACAUCAAGCGCUACCGAAUCCACGGCGGCAAGUCGAUUCCCUUCAUCCGGAACAGCGAUCAGACCAAGAUGGAGGAGGGAGAAAUCUUUGCCAUUGAGACUUUUGGGACGACGGGCCGCGGCAAGCUGUAUGACGAUGUCGGCGUCUACGGGUACGGGCUGCAGCAUGACGCUCCCGCGCAGGUGAGGCUGCCCUUCGCCUCUGCGAACCGCCUGUACAAGACGAUCAGGGAGCAGUUCGGGAGCAUUGUCUUCUGCCGACGUUACCUGGACCGUCUUGGCCUGGAGCGCUACUUGGCCGGGUUAAACUGUCUGGUUUCGAACGACGUACUUGAGUCGUACGCACCGCUGGCAGACAUCAAGGGGUCGUACUCCUCGCAGUUUGAGCAUACGAUUUUGCUGCGGGAGUCCAGCAAGGAGAUUAUGAGUCGAGGAAGUGACUAUUGAUCAGGUUGAUCAAGCAGGGGAAGAUUCGCUAGAAAGAUUAGAGAUCACCAGCAAGGCUUGUGCAGGUGGCGCAUACGAACAAUUGCGACGUAGUUUUGGCGUUCGGGGGGAUUCAACAUCUCUGGCGAGAGGAUGCUUCAUCAAAUUAAAAGGGCUGGUUCAACAUCGUCCUCACCUGUUCGGCAGUGUUACCACUUCUGGAAUUCGCACUAUUCACAUUCGUUUAGUAGUUUAGUUUAUCAGAAAUCAUAUUAAGAUUGACUUGCAGUAACA
This is a messenger RNA of Colletotrichum destructivum, 1856 nucleotides long. Its product is annotated as Putative peptidase M24, creatinase/aminopeptidase, winged helix-like DNA-binding domain superfamily. NCBI's taxonomy places the organism in Eukaryota, Fungi, Ascomycota, Sordariomycetes, Glomerellales, Glomerellaceae. Gene Ontology annotation, biological process: proteolysis. The transcript has 6 exons. The coding region runs from base 180 to 1583 and encodes 467 amino acids. Gene Ontology annotation, cellular component: cytoplasm. Gene Ontology annotation, molecular function: metalloaminopeptidase activity. The record is from RefSeq and is a predicted model, not a curated record.